AUGAAAACCCCAAAUGCUCUGUGGGCCGUUGCCCUGAUUGGCCUCAGCUGUCUGCUGACAACAGUCGCAGCUGGUCGCCUCACCCUUCGUCCUUUGACGCCGCAGGAGCUGCGCUCCGCUCUCGUCGAGGCGGGCGUCGAUGAGGGGCAGCUGACGCCCAUUGGCCGUGCCACGCCCUCAGCCAUAGCAGGCCUGGGCGGCUUUGCGCUGGGCGUGGCAAACGGUCUGGGCGGCGCCCUGAUCUUCGAUCUGCUUACCUCGAAUGAGACAGCGGCCUACGUAUCCAACCUAAUCAACUCGCUGAACUCGACGUCGACCGAGGGCGGCAGCAGCGGCGGCGUUGGUGGAUCGACUCAGGAGGUUUGCUUCCAAAGUCGAAGCUUGAGUGGGGAUCUGCUGCAGGGACGUGCCAACGAUCAGUACGAGGACUUUAUCGAUGAUCGCGAUUUGUAUGACUAUGAAGAUGACGACGAUUACUCGGGGCUUGGUCGCCAGGCCACCGAGGAUUACUAUUCAGACUAUGCGGACCCUAUCGCUGGCACUCCCGGAAUCACAUGCAUUGUGGUCAAUAAGGGACGAUCCAUAUUUCGGCAUCGACGAAGCGCUGAGCUGACACCGGAGCAGCAGGACGAGAGCAAACCAGCCGAAGGCACAGAAUCAGAAUCAACGCUAGGGGAAGCGUCUACAGCUAAUCCGAAUGCAUAAAUUCUAAUCUAUGUGUGUUUAUUAAGUAAUUUAGUGCUUAGGUCUAUUAAAGUAUAAUUGAUACCACAAGUGGGCGUGGCAGGGGUCAUGACGUGGCAACUGAAGGUGUGUGGGAGCGGGUUCUUAUGCAAGAAUAAUAAAGGGACAAGUGUAGUGGGGGUAGUUGGACCUAAAAGCUAUUAGGAAGCCGGUGGAUACACUGAGCGAAAAUUUAAAGGAGUCAAGUUGAAAUGAGAAAUGUAUGUAUACUAACAUGACGCUAGGACGGCUAGCUUUUAGAUAUUUAAGCUGAUGCCAACUGAUAUAAAUAUAUAUAAAUACUGCACUGAGAGAAAAUUUGUAGAAAUUCUGACAGUUAGCUAAGUUUGUGAAUGC
Molecule: messenger RNA, 1080 nt
Organism: Drosophila mojavensis
Lineage: Eukaryota; Metazoa; Arthropoda; Insecta; Diptera; Drosophilidae
Exons: 2
Coding region: 1-705 (234 amino acids)
Source: RefSeq, a predicted model, not a curated record